UUAGCGAAACGAGUUGUCAUCGGACAAGUCCUUGCCUCAAUAUAAAAAAAUAUCGAGAAACUAUUCUACGCCUUAUGACCUCCGUAGCUAGUUGCUUGUUUCCUGUCGAGUAAAACUUCUUUUAUCGAUUGAAAGGAGAGAAAACCAUAAUGGCGAGUUUUGUAGCUUGGUUUUGUCGUGCGUGUGGAUUGAAAGUGGUGUUUUUACUGGUCCUAUCUACUGUGUGCAAUGAAGCGCUGGAACUCGACGUGAACCUUACACGACAGGAAGUCAUAACAUUUCUCAGACAGCCGGUGAACCUUGGUUGCUAUGCAGAAACAGACUCAGCCAGCUCUACACUGGAGUACUAUUGGACAAAAGACAACCAAACUGCCUCGCAAUCUCCAAAUGUUCAAGCAUUUGAUGGCGUCCUGGUUGUAACCCCAGAGAAAGAUACUGAUUUUGGAACUUACGAGUGUAACGUUACAAACGGAAUGUCCAGCGCUCUGUGUAGGAUCUCGUUGGUGCAAGGAAUGGGUGCGCCGGGUGAUCCCACCACUGGCUGUGUAAAUGUUUCAGUCCUGAUGCCCGUUCUGGCAGUUGCAGUCUUUGCACUUCUCCUGUUUAUUCAUCUUGUUGUACAAGGCGCGAGGAGGCGAUCACACGAUGACGUAAUGUCCAAGAAAAGUGAGAAUAGCAGUCUUCAUAGUCACGAGCAUACGCGGAUGCGCGAGGGAAGCUGUGUUAUCGAAGAACCCGUCGAGUUGCACGUCAAUGGCAGUGUCUCACGGAUGGACGAAAAUGAAGGCGUCCAAGAAAGCACUGUCACUCAAUUUUGACCUGGAAGACUUUCACUAUGUAGGCCUUGAAAUCAAACUUCAUUUUUGAAAGAAAAAUGCAGAAACCCGACCAUAAAUGUUGAAUCAAUUUUGAUACAAGAUCAAAGCAGAGAUAUACCUGGCCAUUCGUACCACAAAACUUAACGCUCGGCAUGGUGGAUUCCGGAUGAAGAGGUCCGCACUUGACAGUUGCCAAGAUGGGAAGUUGCUAAGUCAUGAUAUUGACCAAGAUAACUACUUUCGGCAGUGCAGAGAUAACGAAUUGCGUAACGCUUCCUGUAUGAGAAAACACAGAACGGCUUGACAAUAGACUGAUUCCUUAAAUAGGCCGUAGAGGAAGAAGUAUGCUCUAGAAAACACUAUUUUUUCAUCGCCACCAUUAAUCAUAGUGCCUUUUAAGGCUGCGGAGUAAACUAACUAUUAAAAGUUUGUCUGAGGUAGGGACGCCGUAAUUUUGAAAAUAGCUCCGUAGCCUGGCCCCACACGCAUGCAGCUCAGUCAACGAGCUGGUCAAAACACCUGUUACACUAAUUCAUUCAGGAAUUUCAUAUCAUAAGGUUCCUAAUUGCUCAAGAAGACUGACAAGAGAUGUAAAACGAGGGGUGAGACUUUCAGUACGUAAAGGGCGACUGGCUAGGACACUGAGCAGGAUUCCAAAAUGGCGGCGUCCGCGAUUGACUAGUUAGUACGUUUGCAAGGUUAUGUCAAUCUUUAGAAACUCCAAAUGUUGGAAAGCGACAUAACUUUAAGCAUCCUUUCUAAUGGCGGAGACGUAAAUCAGGUGUUGACCGCAGCAUACGUCUACUUCAACCUCACUAGAUUAUUGUUACUUUUUAGAUCUCUUACUUCACAGGGGAUCCCUAGGGUUUGUGAAACUAAGCAUUUCCCCUCUUCCUCCCUUCCCGUCACUAUUUUGAGAUUCUGUUCCUGAACGAUAAAAAUCAAGAGGAAACAGCCUUCAAUCAUAUAUCUAAAAUUCCACUCUUCUUUAAUUUAAGAUCACUUCAAUAUAAUACUGUCAGUAGAUGAUGAGUCAAGAUCUUUUCUCGUGGGUUAAGACUGGGCUCUGGUAAAAUGCUUCCCUAGUGAUAUGUAUAUAUUAUUGUUUCAAAAAUUUCUUGUACAAAUAUAAGUUAUCCAUAUUUUUCUUCUACAAAAUGGGUAUGAAAGAUAUUGUCAUAGGUUGUUUUUAAAUGGUAUCCGAGAGCGUUUUCUUCAAAAACUUUCACUCGAAAUUAUGGUGAAGAAAAUAUAUAUCUACUUAGACGUUCUGGUGUGUAGUAUGGCUGUUAUUUUUACGAGUUGUGCCGUAUUUUGACGAGCCCGCAGGACGAGUCAAAAUAUGUACAGUGAGUAAAACUGGUCAGCGAUACUACACACCAAAACGUCUGAUAAGUUAUUUGUUAUCCAACUGCUAUAAUUUCAUGCGUAUUUCUUAAAAAGUGGGAAUAGCAAAGCAGUAACAGAAGCGUAACACAUGCAGCUGACCGUUUGAACAGGUUUUUUUAAAAAGUACAUAAUAAAGAACUGUCCAAGAUC
Messenger RNA from Stylophora pistillata, 2357 nucleotides. RefSeq lists its product as uncharacterized. Lineage: Eukaryota; Metazoa; Cnidaria; Anthozoa; Scleractinia; Pocilloporidae. The record is from RefSeq and is a predicted model, not a curated record.